GUUGUGCUUGUGCGGAGGGAGAAGCAGCGCUGUUCUACAUCAAACAGCAACGGCUGUUCGAUACGUGGGCCGUGCAACAGUGGAGGUCGGUUCUGCCUGCCAGCUGUGCGAAGGAGCCUUCUCAUGGAUCCGGACAGCAUUUCAGAUCCACCCCUAUGUUUGUAUGUUGGGAAGUUCGCCGAAGAUACAACUCCAGGGGAUCUCUGGGAAUUACAAACAGUGUUAAAGGAGCCGCUCACCUGGAAAUUAUAAAAAAAGAAAAAGAGAAGCCGUAUGCUAUUGUUACAUUCAAGGAUGCACAGUUAGCUUCCAAUGCCGUUCCACUGGUCAACAAGAAAGAUCUAAAUGGAAAGGAGAUAGCAGCUUCUAUUUUCGUGCAUGGUCAGUACAUAAUUGAGGAUAAGCCACGGAAGUACAAGGAUUUCAUCGGCCGCCUGCGUAACCUCGUCGCCCGCCGCAACGAUGGUGCCCUGGAGUAUAUCGACGAGGGAGAAGACGGCAAAUCAGGCACUACCAACCCAGUAGUGCUUGGGGAACAGCGAGGUGGACAACGUCCAAAUCGGUGGAUUCACAUCAAGCUGUUUGCGAAGGACAGCGAAGAGUCAACAACACUAGUCAUCCGGGAUGACAACCUUUAUGUCAAAGGCUUCACCGGCAGGGACGGAAGAUGGUUCGAGCUUUGCGAGGCGAGAGAACCGGAGAAUGAGAAGCUCCCAAAGGAAAUAUACCGCAAUCCCACGAGGCUGACAUGGGGUAGCAAGUACGACAAUUUAAUGAAGCUUAAUGACAGGGAGCAAGUCAAGGAGACACUCAAGAACACGAAGCUGGGUAAGGACUUCGCGGCGAGGGCCGUGCUCAGGCUCUCGCGCUACUGCCAAGAAGAUGUAGAGAAUAAUGAUGAUAUCCCCGUCCGGGUGGGAUUGGCGGGCCUGAUCGUGAUGAUCUGUGAGUCCGCAAGGUUCAAUCCUAUCCUCGACAACAUUGCAGAUUCUCGUUCGUGGAAUCAGGGGCGGGGACUAGCAGCGCUGAAGGAUCUGGCCGGUCUUAUCUGGAAUUGGAAGAACAUGUCAGCCGCUCUGCUCAAGUGGAGGAACAGUCGUGGUAAGGACCCCUGGAACGGACAGUGCGGUGCCGAUACUCUUAAACAAGUGACAAAAUAUGUUAAGCUUGUGCUCAAGGCCAAAGAUCGCCGUAACGAAGUCCACGUGGAGGUUCUUGGAGUCUCUGCCAACUUGGACGUCGGUGACAUCAAUGUCAUCGAUGAAUAUAACCGGCUGCAGAAUAUCUACACUAAGAAACAAGGACAUGAUGCGAACAAGGAUAGAGACGCUACUAAUAAACUUGUGACCGGCACCAUCAGUUCAGUGUCAGAGCAACAUCGGUUCACGGAACUGGAGCUUAAUGUGUGCGACACCGGCACAGGCAUCUCAUCAGGGCGUGAGUGGUUCGUCAUGAGAUUUAAUCUCCCACACCCCGAACAUGGCGUUGAAGAUACAGUCAUCGAAAGGAGAUGGGAUUGCCGCAAGGAACAGGAUGGAGAUGCUACUGAACUUGUGAACCGCACCAUCGGUUUAGACGACGCUGGGCACAAGAUAGUCGUCAGUUACUUGGUGAUGUCCAAUGCCAAAGAGGCGAAGGUGGUGGUCAAGCUCGCUGGGAAGCAUGCAUAUUUGCGUCAGAGAAUUAUAUGGGGCAACGGUGGCAGCAAAUACACCGCUUACGGUAAAAUUACCGCGCAGAUCGUUGGCUUGGAGCAUCACCCGAUCGUGCUCUUCAGAAAGGCAAAGGAGGAGGCCAUCCCCAUUGAGCGGUUAACCCUCUCACUGGACCGAUCUGUCGUUCAGGUUCCGCAAGGUAAGGGGCUCCAGAUUGACAUGAAGGGCCUGCAUGUUAUUACUGAAGUUGAUGAGAGUCCCAGAAACCGAGGGCCCCAGAUUACUGAAAGUUUCAAACCCCGAGAGCUCCAGGUUAACGGAAAGCCCGUCAUAUUCCCCUAUGGAGAAUCGAGUCCAAAUACCAGCGCUGACGACGUCGUCGGUGAAGUUCAAGUCAACGUCAACUGGGAGACUCGAGCGCGAAACAAGAGCGAAUCGUCACAUCCUGGCCAAGCGCUAAAUUUCGACAUCAAUUGUUUUGCUACAUCCAUUGCAAACCUGCGUAAAAUUGUCGCCCACAGAGACAAUAAUCCAGGCACCACCGAGUAUGUCCAUGGUCACCCAGUGCUCGCCAGGCCACGUGCUAACCAGCCGCCGCGGUGGAUCCGCAUCACGCUGCUGGCAGCAGACGAGGAAAAGUCGUCGACGAUCAUAGCCGUCAGGGAUGACAACUGUUGUGGAUUUGGAUUCAGGAACCAGAGCGGGGUUUGGUACGACCUUGGCAACCGGGCACUCCCAGCAGAGUACAAUUCCGUACCCCUAGACUGGGGCGUCUCCUCCAAGGACACAACACUGAGCGUUGUCAAAGACUGGGAUGAAGCCAUCUCCUACAAGGACAUACUGAACGUCAAAGACUGGAAUGAAGCCGUGAGUAAUCUGGAGUCGUCGGUGAAGCAGGGCAAGAACUUCGCAAAGCAGGCCGUUCGCACGCUGUGGCGCUACCCAGAUGUGGAGGAGGGUGUCAACCCUAGGCUGGCCCUAGCAGGCCUCAUGGUCAUGGUCUGCGAGUCCGCAAAGCUGAACACUCUCUAUGAAUACUUUGUAGAGAGAUGGGACACCGGGUCUGGCAGACAAUCCUUCUCCGAGCUACGACUGAUGGAUCACAUCAGGAACUGGGGUGACAUAUCACGAGCUCUGCUGUACUGGAGGGAUCACCGUUACUGCAAAUGGCACAAAUAUUUGCCAAAGGAGACGAUGGAUAUUAUUAGUCGCGGCGUUGAUCCCUCAGAAAAUAUUAGUGACCGCGCAGAUCAAGCACAACGUAUCGUUCACCUCGUGUUCAACUGGCAGGAUCAGAUCGACAUGGAGUACGACAUCGAGGAUAAAGAAGGGUUCACUGCAUUCAUCGGGAAGCUGCGUAAGAAGCUCGCCUAUCACUUUGACCGCGAGGAUCUCUUGGACCGCCGUCUGGACCUGCCUGCAGCCUUCUCCUCUGCCAGAGACAAUAAUCACCCAGUGCUAGCCAGGUAUCGUGCUGGGCAGCCAGCGCGGUGGUUUCACAUCAAGCUGAAAUUGGUGGAAAGGAACAAGGAAGAAAAGUCGACUACCCUAGCCAUCCGGGAUGACAACUUGCUCGUAGUUGGCUUCAUGAACGAGAAAGGAAUUUGGUACGAGCUUCCUAACCUCUUCAAGCAGAGCACCGGCUCGGGGAUACUCCCAGCAGAAUACAACUCCAAACCCCUAUACUGGGACUGGUCCAGGGAGACCAUGAGAGACCUCCUCGCCGGCUUCUACCCGGGUCAGCCGAGCACGUUCUUGCGCAACCUGUCGAGCCACGACCCAGCAAAAGGGUCAGCGAUACGGGAACUGAUGGGCCUGACAAUCAUGGUCUGCGAGUCGGCAAGGCUCAAUAGCAUCUGUGACUUCUUUGCAAGUGGCGGCGUCGGUGACAAGUUUGCAGAUACAAGGCACUAUAAGUACUGGAAAUAUGAUAACAUCAAGGAGGAUGAUUUCAUCGAGGACCUGCUGCGUCACAUAACGAAUUGGGACCUCCUGUCAGACGCUCUGCUGACGUGGAAGGAUGGCGGCUACUCUUACAACAUUUCUGAUGAAGAGAAACUGAAAAAUACACUGGUGGCCAUUCACCUCGUGUUGAACCGACAGCCACCGCCGAGGCUAUAUGAAAUAUAUGAAGACUCUUCAUCUGCCUCUUGAAGAGGUACUAUUUGCCGUCCGAACCGCGCGUGUGAUUCGUUUGUUUUCUUCUUUUUCUUCUCCUUUUCUAUUUCCUCUCUCAUAAUUUCUAUGUUCCUUUCUUUAUUUCCUUCUACAAGUGGACAUGCACCUGUGACACGCACGUGUCUAUACUGUGAUUGGCUGUGCAUUGCGAUGGACAAUAUUUAUGCAUCAACGGUGACACAUUUAUAUGUGCUAAAAAAUCA
Messenger RNA from Panicum virgatum (switchgrass), 4036 nucleotides. RefSeq lists its product as uncharacterized. Gene Ontology annotation, molecular function: rRNA N-glycosylase activity. The transcript is spliced from 10 exons. The coding region runs from base 156 to 3809 and encodes 1217 amino acids. Gene Ontology annotation, biological process: negative regulation of translation. NCBI's taxonomy places the organism in Eukaryota, Viridiplantae, Streptophyta, Magnoliopsida, Poales, Poaceae. The record is from RefSeq and is a predicted model, not a curated record.